Macroventuria anomochaeta is the source of this 2574-nucleotide messenger RNA. RefSeq lists its product as uncharacterized. Gene Ontology annotation, biological process: DNA-templated transcription initiation. The transcript is spliced from 2 exons. The record is from RefSeq and is a predicted model, not a curated record. The coding region runs from base 155 to 2110 and encodes 651 amino acids. Lineage: Eukaryota; Fungi; Ascomycota; Dothideomycetes; Pleosporales; Didymellaceae. Gene Ontology annotation, cellular component: transcription factor TFIID complex.
AGACAUUAUUGCAGCGACGCGCCCUCGCCAACCGCUCCUUCCCCUCGCAUCGCCCCACCACAUCGCUCCUUCCACCGCGAACCGAGACUUCCGUUGAUGAUACGCCAGUAAAUACCUUCCGUCCGCAUCUCCCUCCGGGGACGAGCUGCCCACCAUGGCUCAGAACUACAACCAGUACCCGCAGCAGUACGGGCAGCACGCGCCGCCUGUGCAGACCCAGAACUUGAACCAGCACCCGCCGCGACCCUUCUCGCCGCCUUCCUACAACCAGUCACCGAAUGCCAUGUCACCGACCAUGGGCAGCAGCAUCCCCCCCGCAAAGCGCCAGCGCCUGUCGCCGAACCCAACGUCGCCUGCGCCGUACCAGUCGCCCUUUGCCGCACCGUCGUAUCCCAUGUCGCCCUACGCCUCGUCUCCGCAGAACACUGGCUAUCUGUCCCUGCCGCAGUCGCCCGCCAACACGCAGCCCCCGCCGUUCCACCAGCCGCAGCCCUACCAGCAUCCGAACAACAUGGCGCAGCAACAGCAGCAGCAGCAGCAGCAGCAGCAGCAGCCGCCUCCGAGUUCCAUGCCGCCGCCAAAGGUGCCCUACAGUAAAGCUACGGACAACGCUGAGCUGGAGAAGGCGAAUGCGCGUGACCUGGAUGUCAAUAAUAUUAGCGACGUGCUUACGGGCUCUGGCAUUGAUCUGCGCGCCGAAGAAGACAAUCUGCUCCAUAGCUAUGGAAAUCGCAGCGGCUAUGGAACAUCGUUCAACUCGCAGGCUACAGGAUCCACAAUCUCUCCCCAUGGGAGCUUCAACAACUGGAGUCAGCAAGGUGGCCACGGCGCGUUCCAGGGUUCGGGGCCGUUGAGCCAGUCCAUGUCGCAGGAGCAGCACGAAGCCGAGUUCCUGAGGAAGCACGAGCAAGCCGCCCGCAUCCUCAACGAGUCAGCCCAGCAGUGUCUCACGGACCCCUUCUGCGAUGCCAAUGUACUCCGUCACCGGAUGGCCAGGCGUGCGUAUGAGAAUGGAAUUCAAGUCAACGUCGAUGGUUUGUUUGACAAGAUCCCCGACAAGACCCCUCGCGACAUUACCAGGACAACGCAGGCUGGUGCCAACGGCGAGCAGAUUGUAGGCCUCGAAGCCGCCAGUCUCCUCAAUCAGAACGCUCCGCUUGUCGAAAUCCUGUCGCUACUGUCCUUGGCUGCUGAGGAGCGCAUACGUACCAUUGUCGAGGACUCGUUCGCUCUGAGCCAGGGCCGACAGAACACAUCACACGGCAUCAUUCCACCGCAGAUGCUCGACAUGGCAGUAAAGGAGCCAGAUGCUGAGCAGAAGAUGGCUGCGCCCACAAGUGUUCUGAGGACGCCCUGGGAGGCACCCGAGAGUGCUACUAGCCCCACGGCGACCGCCAAGAAAGGGUUACCAAAUGCCGCACGACUACCUACUCCACCGAGUGAAGCACCUCCCACACCACAGCCUACUUUCCAAAAUGUCAAUCACAUCGCCAACGCCUUGAAGAAGCGUGUUCGCGAGGAUGAGCAGUUCGAGAAGGAGCGACUCCGCAAGCGCCAGCAACGCCAGCAGGGCAAAUCAGCUGCGGCGGCUGAUACAGCCGACAUAGCGCCUCUACCUAUCCCAGAGAAGAUCACCAAGAAGCAGCGAGACGCAAUGAACAAGGCUGGCCAGACCGAAGACGUCCUGCACCGCAAAGCCAACGAGACAGCUGCCCUAGCGCUGGGUGGCGGAAGGAAGAAGAAGUACUCUUGGAUGACUGGAGGUGGUGGCGGUGGUGGUGGCGGAGGUGGUGGCGCUGGUGCCUCUGGCGCAUCGACGCCUGCUCGACAGGCCACCGGUACAGGUGGUAGCGGUGCAGCCACGCCUGCUGCCGCGACGACCGAAAUAGGAUUGAGGGCGAAGAAGAGAAACUAUGGAGCAAACAUCGAGAACACUGAGAUUGGCGAGAAGAUCCAGGUUCGGGACCUUGUGCAUGUUCUGGAGAACGAUGGCAGGGAGAAGAAGACUCUCACACUGAUUCUGGCACGUCUCAAAAAUACGGAGAAGGACGAAGGGAGGACCGUGGAACUCCAGCAGAGGCUGCCAGCAGCCGCAGCCGGAGUGCGAUAGGAACUCUUACGGCCAGUCCGCUGCUCAGGGUCGCGACCAGCCGAACUUCGCACAGCGACCUAGCUGCGCGUGACACGGUCACCAUCUACCUCUGCUCUGACUCGGAAGAAGGCCUCUGGGUCGGGACAGAGCGAAUUCGUUCAAAAUCUACAUCAGCGACGGCGUUUACGAGGAGAUGGGUGGGGGUUUUUUUUGGUGUCUCUGCAUCCCAAGGGCUGGGAUUGACUUGCAUUAUUUCUGACGAUCUGUAUCAAAAGCACGUGGCCAUGGAACAGUUGCGUGAGUAACUCACUGAACCAAUAAGCUUAAUAGCUAUACCCACAAUCGUUCUCGCUGUGUGUGUGCAUCGGUCUUCCCCGCGAGGCGCUGAAGUCACUCUUCCUAGCACACGGCAUCAUCCAACCACAACAUGUUAACCUACUGACUACCCCGUCAUGGAGUGUUAGGUUGGUGAUGAAGUUUCU